Molecule: messenger RNA, 288 nt
Organism: Penicillium samsonianum
Lineage: Eukaryota; Fungi; Ascomycota; Eurotiomycetes; Eurotiales; Aspergillaceae
Exons: 3
Coding region: 1-288 (95 amino acids)
Source: RefSeq, a predicted model, not a curated record
AUGAAGCUCUCUUCCAUUAUCCUUAGUAUUUUUGCACUGGCCACAACUGGUCUCGCAGCGAAGACGUGCACCCCUAGCUUUGAUUAUUGCUCUGACGUCCUGAUCAAAGACAAAGGGUUUACCGAGGCCGAUUUGAAGGAUGUUUUGAAGGGGUCAGAUCUAGAGAAUGAGGAUGUUAAGAAUGUUCUAUUCCAUUGCACAAACCCCGGAGAAGUUGGGCACCCCAAGCUCUGCUCGAGCGGAUGCAAAGACCCAGCUACAGAGGGUAGCCACUCGUGCUCAGGCUAA